CGAGCAGGAUGGGUGGGGGAGAUCAAUUCCCCUGCCUUUUCCGCCCGCAGUUCAAGUGUUUCUCCAUCUUCCUGAAGACAAGGUCGUCCCAGGGACUAUUUGCACAGCGUACGUCUUCCUAUUAAAUCUUGUUUUCCCACCAACUAUCAUUAGAGUAAAGAUGUUGUCCCCUGGGAGAAAAACUGGCUGAGGCUGCAUUACCUCACAGCUCCAGAAACAGAACCAAAACAGAGCUGAACAAAGAAGCCCAAAGCCGGAGGAAAAGCAGAAGUGGGAGUCCCGAGGCAUGACCCUUCUUGAGGGGGACUGAAGCCUUGGGGGCAGCUGGGACCUUCAUGCUGGAGAGAUGGCCCAGAGGGACUGGAUCCUGUGUCUGCCCCCAGCCAUGCUGCUUCUCUGGGUCCCAGGCUGCUGGUCCCUGAGUGGCCCCCACAGAGUGACGGGCGUCGUCGGGGGAUCGCUGAGCGUGCAGUGUCAGUAUAAGAAGGAAUUCAUAGAUCAUACCAAAUACUGGUGCAAAUCCCCAUGUUUGUUAUCGUGGAAGAUGGUGGAGACCACAGAGUCAGAGAGAGAAGUAAGGAAUGACCGCGUGUCCAUCAGGGACCAUCCUGCAAGCCUCACCUUCACAGUGACCUUGGAGAGCCUUAGAAUGGACGAUGCGGGAACAUACUCUUGUGGGAUCAAUAUACCAUUUUCACUUGACCUCACCUAUGAGGUUGAGGUGUCUGUGUUCCCAGCAGCAACACCAGCACCAAAGUCAACCCCACCUACCACAACCAAGACCUCAACAACCACAACCAGGAUGUCAGCUCUGUCAUUCACCGCCCCGGCCACAGUGAGUGCCACUUACAGUGCCAGCAGCCAGGAGGAAUCCCAGCCCGUCCUGGACCAGAGGCUCCAAGUGCUGCUGCCCUUGUUAGCAGUUCUGCUGCUCCUGCUGGGGGGCGUCUCACUGCUGGCCUGGAGAAUGGUUCAGAGACAGAGCAAAGCUGGUAAGAAUCCAGAACCACCCCAGAACCCCAGUCAGGCUGCUGAGCAGAGUGAGCCCUGCUAUGCAAACGUGGAGCUGCAGACGUGGCCCCCUCCGGCAGAGCCCAGGCAGCCCAGGCAGGCGGAGGCGGAGGACAUGGUGUACAGCACGGUGAGGCCCCCCAGUGAAAGUCUUCACUACACCACGGUGGUGUUUGACUCACCAAGACAGGAUUCCAAGGCUGACAGGACAUCCUCCCCGGGGCCCCAGAAGCAGGAGCCAGUGUACAGCCUGGUUAAGAAGACAUAAGCUUGCACCUCCAGCCUUGCCAUCUGGAGGCCUCUGUGGGUCACAGGAAGCCUAGGGCUGGCCCCUCAGCCCUCACCCACAUCUGCCAACACCGCUUCUCUUGAUGGUGACCAACAAGGCAGCUGGGCUCCCGAGGGCCAACCCUCGUGUGCCAUCAGCCAGCCUGGUUUUAUUGAGGACGAGUGAGAAUGUGAUUCUGGAGGGACCUGUGGGAAACCUUCUGUCCCACUGGCUCCUGAUGCGUCUUUCCCCUUUUCUCUGCCUCUUCCCAGCUCUGGGGUAGGAGGGCAGGAUCUCAGCCCCACGUGAGGUCUCCAGGAAACGAUGGGACUCAUGCAGGGUGAUACCCACGAACAGCUUUGUACAUCACAGCCCCAUGGAACUGUCUGGGGUUGCUGCAGAGUGGUCCCCACUGGCAAAGAGCCAGGAGAUGCAAAGGCCCUGAGGACUCAUCUUACAGACAAGGAGACCAAGACCCAGAGAGAGGAGAGGCUUGCCCACAGCUCCAGAACCGUGUUUCUCUGGACUCUGAGAUAGGUUCAUUUUUAAUAUGAGGUUAAUAAAUUAAUAAAGUUUAAAAUAUCUUGAGAGAAGAAAAUAUUAUUUAUACAAUGCCUGCUCUGUGUUGGCAAUCUUGUAUUUAAAGAAAAAUCCUUUCUUUGGAAGGCUGAAUAAUAUUCCAUUUAUGUAUGUAUUACAUUUUGCUUAUCCAUUCAUCCAUCAGCGGACACUUGGGUCGCUUCUGGGUUUUAGUUGUGAGUAACGCUGUUAUGAACAUGAUGUACAAGUAUCUCUUUGAGACCCUGCUUUCCAUUCUUUUGGGUGGAUACCUGGAAGCAGAGUUGCUGAAUCAUAUGAUGAUCUAUUUUUAAUUUCUGAGGAACUGCUGGGCUGUUAUUUGCAGUGUCUCUACCAUUUUAUACUCCCACCAACAGUGCACAAGGGUUUCCAAUUUCUCCACAUCCUUUUCAACCUUUGUUUUUUUCUUUUUUUAAAAAAAGUAACCAUCUUAGUGGUGAUUUUGAUUUGCAUUUCCCCAGUGAUCAGUGAGGUCGAGCACCGUUUCGUGUGUUUAUUGGCCUUUUGUGUAUCUUCUUUGAAGAACUGUCUAUUCAAGUCUUUUGCCAGUUUUCAGACUGAGAGGGUUUUGUGUGUGUGUGUGUGGCUGUUGAGUUUUUGUUGUCUAUGAAUUCUGGAUAUUAAUCCUUAUCAGAUAUGUGAUUUGCAAAUAUUUUCUCUCAUUCUGUGGAUUGCCUGUUUCUUGGAUCAUGAUUAAUGCCCAAACAGUAUGAAUUCAGCCAGUCAUCCAAUGUGGCUUUUCUCCCACCUCAAUAUGAAUAAAAUGCUGUUAAGAACAAUUAAGAGAGGGGGAAGGUAGAGGUCAGUGGUAGAGCGCAUGCCUAGCACGCACGAGGUCCUGGGUUCAAUCCCCAGUAUAGCCAUUAUAAACAAACAAACAAACCAACCAACCUAAUUACCCACCCCCCACCAAAUUAAAAAAAAAAUUAAGAGAAUCCAGUUAUACUUUUAAAAUUUAUUUCUAACUUCAUCCUGUUGUGGUCAGAGAAGAAACUAUCUUUUUAAAUCUAGUAAGACUUAGUUUGUGGCUUCACAUAUGGUCUAUCCUGGAAAAUGUCCCACGUGCACUUGAGAGGAAUGUGUGUGCUGUGGCGGGGCUGGUUGUUCUGUACACGUCUGUUAGAUCUGGUUGAUUUAUCAUGCUGUUUAAGUCCUCUGUUUCCUUGCUUACCUCCUGUCUGGUCAUUCUAUCCGUUGUUAAGAGAGGGGUAUUGAAGUCUCCAACUACUACUGUAGACGUGUCUACGACCCCCUUCAAUUCUGUCAGUUUUUGCUUCACGUAUUUUGAUGGUCUGUCGUUAGGUGCAUAAUUAUAAAUAUAAUUGUCGUAUCUUCUUGCCGUUGCUCCCUAUCCAAGUCCAUUGCUGGAUGAGACAAAUAAACUUGAAUGUCUUUGAGUCA
This is a messenger RNA of Camelus dromedarius (Arabian camel), 3259 nucleotides long. RefSeq names its product CD300a molecule (gene CD300A). Gene Ontology annotation, cellular component: plasma membrane. The record is from RefSeq and is a predicted model, not a curated record. The transcript is spliced from 8 exons. The coding region runs from base 347 to 1279 and encodes 310 amino acids. Gene Ontology annotation, molecular function: transmembrane signaling receptor activity. Lineage: Eukaryota; Metazoa; Chordata; Mammalia; Artiodactyla; Camelidae.